Molecule: messenger RNA, 730 nt
Organism: Puntigrus tetrazona (Sumatra barb)
Lineage: Eukaryota; Metazoa; Chordata; Actinopteri; Cypriniformes; Cyprinidae
Product: protein mono-ADP-ribosyltransferase PARP15-like
Exons: 7
Coding region: 218-730 (170 amino acids)
Biological process (GO): negative regulation of gene expression
Cellular component (GO): cytoplasm; nucleus
Molecular function (GO): transcription corepressor activity
Source: RefSeq, a predicted model, not a curated record
AAAUAAGCACAACAGUGAAAAAGCGCUCCACUCUGGGCUUGCCAGAGUUUUUGAGCUGUUUGAGCAGAACUCUUGGGGUUCGAUUGCAUUGCCAGUAAUUGGACCCGGCAUAGUGCUGUCAAUACCGGUCAAAGACUCUAUUAAUAUUCUAACUCAGGAGAUCUGUGAAUUUUUAUCCGUAUCCACUGGUCAUCUGCACACCAUUUGUAUUGCAAUAAUGCCUAAUUGUGCUCAUUCUGAAGAGAUGUUCCAGACAGUCUGUGGGAAUCUGAGUGCGAAAGUGGUGGACAACAGAGGAAAAGCUCUGUUUCACUCACUGACCUCUGACCUUGAUGAGAUCAUCAUGCCAGUACAUGGGAUUGAAGUCUGUCUGGUACUCGGAGACAUCAUUAAUGAGACUACCGAUGCCAUCGUGAACACCACCGACUUUAAGAACUUCCAGAUAGCAGGAGUGUGUAAAGACAUCCUUACUAAGGCAGGGCCUCAAAUCCAGGCCCAACUGAAAGCUGCUCAUGUAGGGAGCGGGCAGAUCUUCACAACCCCACCAGGAGGCUUCCCAUGUAAAACCAUCAUGCAUGUUUGUGGAGAGAGAAACCCUGAUGUUAUCAAGAGCUUAGUAAAACAAAUAGUGGUUCAGUGUGACCAGGGCUGCUACAGGUCUGUGGCCAUUCCUGCGAUCUGUGCUGGACAAAGAGGUUUGAAUCAAGUGUGGUGGCCAAGUCCAUUCUAG